UCACGCCAGGCUCUCUGUGUCCUCCAACAUGACCUCCUACAGCUCCUCCGCCCAGACCGCCUCCUCUUACCGACGCACCUUUGGUCAUGGAACCUACGCCUCACCCUCACUCAACCGAUCCCUGCUGGGCCACAGCGGCGGUGGCGGGGGUCACGUCACCUCCAGGGUCUAUGAGGUGACCCGCACCAGCUCCACACCAGCUUACCGUGUCUCCUCAAGCUACUACGGCAAGCCACUGAUGACCUCUCGGGCAUCCAUUGGGCGCUCUUAUGCUGGCAUGGGUGAGACACUGGACUUCAGCCUGGCAGACGCCCUCAAUCAGGAGUUCCUCACCACGCGGACCAAUGAGAAGGCUGAGCUGCAGCACCUGAAUGACCGUUUUGCCAGCUACAUCGAGAAGGUCCGCUUCCUGGAGCAGCAGAACCAGGCGCUGGUAGUGGAGGUGGAGCGCCUGCGGGGCCGUGAGCCCACACGCAUUGCCGACCUGUAUGAGGAGGAGAUGAGCGAGCUGAGGAGGCAGGUGGAGAUCCUGACCAAUCAGAGGUCGCGCAUAGAGGUGGAGCGAGACAAUCUGGCUGAUGACCUGGACAAGCUGAAACUCAGACUCCAGGAAGAAAUUCUUCAGAAAGAAGAAGCAGAAAACAACCUGGCUGCUUUCAGAGCGGACGUGGAUGCUGCCACUCUGGCCCGUCUGGACCUGGAGAGACGCAUCGAGACGCUGCAGGAGGAGAUCGCCUUCCUGAAGAAGAUCCAUGAAGAGGAGAUCCGUGAGCUGCAGGCCCAGAUGCAGGAGACGCAGGUCCAGAUCCAGAUGGACAUGUCCAAGCCAGACCUGACGGCGGCACUGCGAGAUAUCAGAGCGCAGUAUGAGGGCAUCGCCGCCAAGAACAUUGCAGAGGCUGAGGAGUGGUACAAGUCCAAGGUGUCCGAUCUGAACCAGGCGGUGAGUAAAAACAACGAGGCACUGAAGCAGGCCCGGCAGGAGACCAUGGAGUUCAGACACCAGAUCCAGGCCUACACCUGUGAGAUCGACUCCCUCAAAGGCACAAACGAGUCCCUGAUGAGGCAGAUGCGGGACAUGGAGGACCGCCAUGGACGAGAGGCCGGCAACUACCAGGACACCGUCGCCCGGCUGGAGGCGGAGAUCGCCAACAUGAAGGACGAGAUGGCGCGCCACCUCCGCGAGUACCAGGACCUACUCAAUGUCAAGAUGGCGCUGGAUGUGGAGAUCGCCACCUACAGGAAGCUGCUGGAAGGAGAGGAGAGCAGGAUUGCCUUGCCUGUGCAGACCUACUCCACCCUGAGUUUCCGAGAGACCAGCCCUGAGCAGCAGCGCUCCUCUGAGCUGCAUUCAAAGAAAACUGUCCUCAUCAAGACCAUCGAGACCCGUGACGGAGAGGUCGUCAGUGAGUCCACGCAGCAGCAGCAAGACAUCAUGUAACAGCCUGCAGGAGAAGAGAAGAAGAAACUAAACAAACAUCUGUCCCUGCCUGAGAUGGACACAUGAAGAAGAUAAAGAAACAAGCAAAAAAGAA
This is a messenger RNA of Archocentrus centrarchus (flier cichlid), 1535 nucleotides long. RefSeq names its product desmin-like. Gene Ontology annotation, molecular function: structural constituent of cytoskeleton. The transcript is spliced from 9 exons. Gene Ontology annotation, cellular component: intermediate filament; Z disc; sarcolemma. The record is from RefSeq and is a predicted model, not a curated record. Gene Ontology annotation, biological process: skeletal muscle organ development; intermediate filament organization. Bases 29 to 1441 code for a protein of 470 amino acids. Lineage: Eukaryota; Metazoa; Chordata; Actinopteri; Cichliformes; Cichlidae.